AUGGAUCAUUAUGAGAAGGCUGUAAUGCAUCUGAAGCAACGAAUGGAGGACAUAAGUCUAAGACCUGUUGACAAAAUCAACCUGCUGAAAGAUAAUAUUAAGCAGUUUCUGAACAUGGCAGCAGCCCAGAAGGACGGUGUUAUGUUAACCAGAGUCAAGUCCCUUUUGUAUCAGCAUGGCAUCCUCAGCCACUGUGUCACCCUUCUCACUUUGGGCCCUCAAAGACUUCAAAGCAACUGGAGUGGCGUCGUUAAGCUUGGCUCGCUCACAAGUACCUGUUGUGUGGGGGCGGUGGUUGGUGAACUCUCGGAGACCUUUCAUAUGCUGUUCCUCCCAUCAGUCAUUGAUGGGCUUCUUUCAUUAGCCAGUCAUCUUGCUCUACGAACAGAGUGCAUGCCUCUUUUCAAGAAGGUGAUGGACUCAGUCAGCCUGCUUCUGCAAGCUCAUGUUCAGCUUACCACGCAAGUUCUCAGCUCUUCACACUACGAACUUAUUCAGGGCACUGACGACGACGCCAUGGCACUAAUUUGUGUCCAGAUGUGGACUGAUUCAUGUACAGCUAGCAGUGACUUCCUCACCAGUUUGAGCGAUGACGCCAUCUCGCUGCUUCUCAAUGAGGCUGUUGGCCAAUUAGCUGUGACCUCCGAUGCAGCAGUGGGCGGAGCAUCUGUCAGACUGGUCCUCCAUAUGGCCAAACAACUGCCACUCCAGCCCUUUUUUUCCAACUUCAAAGGUUUAGACAGCCUAUUGGACAAAGACUGGCGGGGACGUGGCUUUGACCAGGAAGUAGAUCAGCUGAUCUCACUCAUUCAGUCUUGGGAAAGCACUCCCUCUGUCGACCGUGUGAAAGCAGCUUGUGUGAUUCAGGCGGCCUGGAAAUCGUAUCUGACCAGACGUAGAGUGAAAAGUCUCCGAGGGGUUGUUCUAAUGCUGCAGCAUCGCUUCAGGGCUCGCAGAAGGCAACAGCAACAGAGGGAGAAUGCACAGCGGUGGCAAGAGGAGUUGAAUUUUCAGGUCUGUUUACAACGUCAACAAGCUAGGAGAAAGUUCCACCAGAAACAGAGAGAACUGCUGCAGCUUCUGCCUGCUGACCAGGUGCUGCCAUACUUGCAAGAAUGUGAGGUCCGUGCAGCCGUGGUGAUCCAGAGCGCUUGGAGAGGAUUUCUAGCCAGACGACGCGUUGACUCGCUGCGACCUGGGCUGAGAAUUGAACAUGCUCAGCAGCAUGCUGCCAGGAAGCUUCAGAAAGCUGUCCGUCGCUUUCUCGAAAAACGUCGUACAGCCAAGGUUUUGGCCUCUGAACUUUGUUGGAUUGGCCAGAAGGGUUUGACGGACAGCCGGAGGUCACUGUUGAAGAGACAGGUGGACGAAUACAUCAGUCUGCAUCCUUCAAGUGGGGUGAGUCAGCAGCAGUGUGAACAACUCCAUGUCGACGUACAAUGGCGGUUGCAAGCGCUUCUGCGACAGGCAGUACGACAGAAGAUGGAGGAGCAUAAAGUGGCAUCUCUGUUGGCUCACACUCACACUCAGCUGGAUCUACUCAAAGAUGCCCCGCCCCUCUCAGCAGUCUCAGCGACAGAUAUCAAGUCCUUCCUGUGCCCAUCUGGGACUGUUGCCACUCGGGCCCGUGACGCCCACAACGCCAGGCUACAGGCCAACAGGCUGCCGUGGUGGCGGACUUUAGGGGAGACUAGUGUAGGACUCAGACCAAAGGAGGAGACGGACCUUGAGGUUGUGGACAGCUGCUGGUAA
Nerophis lumbriciformis (worm pipefish) is the source of this 1752-nucleotide messenger RNA. Lineage: Eukaryota; Metazoa; Chordata; Actinopteri; Syngnathiformes; Syngnathidae. The record is from RefSeq and is a predicted model, not a curated record.